This is a messenger RNA of Xyrichtys novacula (pearly razorfish), 276 nucleotides long. NCBI's taxonomy places the organism in Eukaryota, Metazoa, Chordata, Actinopteri, Labriformes, Labridae. The record is from the annotation of a GenBank genome assembly.
AUGUUGUCGUACACAGAUCACACGCUGCGGCAUCAGAAGAAGAACCGUGAACCCGAUAAAAACAGUCAUUUCAGGCCAAUAUCUCCCCAGAACCAGAACUUAAUCCUGGACCCGCUGAGACGUCACUCAGACGAGGUGCUGCUGCUGCUGCUUCGAGACAGAAAAGCUGAACAUCUCAGCAGUUCACAAAUAAUUUUGCAGUCAUUAGUUUGCAAUUAUAGCACAACUAUCUGCCAGCUUUGCAAUUAUCACUGUGAAUAUGCAAAUUCUGUCUGA